UCGCUUUGUGAGACUUGGUCCAGCAUCAGUGAGGCUGGGUGAGCGCCAUGAGCGUCGCCAACGUCAAAAAUAUCGUUUUGUUGACGUUUAUCAUCAUUAGUGUAUCAGCCACGGGAGAUAAAAUUCCAUUAGGUGCAAUAUUCGAACAAGGCACUGAUGAGGUUCAAACUGCAUUCAAAUUUGCAAUGCUGAACCACAACCAGAACGUCACAGCAAGACGUUUUGAACUCCAAGCUUACGUCGAUGUCAUAAACACAGCAGAUGCAUUCAAAUUAUCAAGACUAAUCUGUAACCAGUUCCAAAGAGGUGUUUACUCGAUGUUGGGGGCCGUGUCCCCGGACUCCUUCGACACGUUACAUUCCUACAGCAAUACAUUCCAAAUGCCUUUUGUGACCCCCUGGUUUCCGGAAAAAGUCUUAGCCCCAUCUUCCGGUUUCCUGGAUUAUGCCAUCUCAAUGCGACCCGAGUAUCACCAAGCCAUAAUCGACACAGUUAGAUAUUAUGGUUGGCCUAAAAUUAUUUAUCUCUACGAUUCGAAUGACGGCCUUCUCAGGUUACAACAGAUAUACCAGGGUUUAGUACCGGGGAGUGAGAGUUUCCAAGUGUCAACAGUGAGAAGAAUAAGUAAUGUUACUGAAGCUUUACAGUUCCUGAGAGGACUCGAAGAACAGUCUCGAUGGGAGCAUAAAUACGUAGUUCUUGAUUGUUCAGCAGAUAUGGCGAAGGAAAUUGUUGUUAGUCAUGUAAGAGACAUUGCGUUAGGAAAAAGGACUUACCACUACUUACUCUCUGGUUUGGUGAUGGAUGAUAGAUGGGAAAGCGAGGUUAUAGAAUACGGCGCGAUUAAUAUAACCGGAUUUCGGAUCGUUGAUGGUUCCAGAAAACAUGUCAAAGAUUUUUUAGAUAAUUGGAAAAAGUUGGAUCCUACUACAAAUCAAAAUAGUGGGCGUGAAAGUAUCUCUGCCCAAGCUGCUCUUAUGUACGAUGCGGUUUUUGUCCUCGUUGAAGCUUUCAAUAAAUUGUUAAGGAAGAAGCAAGAUAUAUUUAGGAAUAAUAUGAGACGAGGACAGAUUUUUAAUAAUGGGAGUAAAGGUUUAGACUGUAAUGCGUCCGGAGGGUGGGUCAUACCUUGGGAACAUGGGGAUAAAAUAUCAAGAUAUUUAAGAAAGGUAGAAAUUGAAGGAUUGACUGGAGAGAUACGUUUUAGUGAAGAUGGUCGAAGACAAAAUUACACUCUUCAUGUUGUCGAAAUGACUAUAAACAGUGCUAUGGUCAAAGUAGCAGAAUGGAGUGACGAAACUGGUUUUACACCAGUUGCUGCCAAAUACAUUCGGCUUAAAACUAACGCUCAAAUUGAGAGAAAUCGGACAUACAUUGUAACAACUAUUGUAGAAGAACCUUAUAUAAUGUUACGCACACCCGAACCCGGAGAGACUUUAACCGGAAAUGACCGUUUUGAGGGUUACUGCAAGGAUUUGGCAGACUUGAUUGCCAAACAUUUAGGAAUCACUUACGAGCUGAGAGUGGUCAAGGAUGGCAAUUAUGGGUCAGAAAACCAUGAAGUUAAGGGUAAUUGGGACGGCAUGGUGGGCGAACUAGUCCGCAAUGAAGCCGACAUAGCAAUCGCCCCCAUGACAAUAACCUCCGAACGUGAACGUGUUAUCGACUUCAGCAAACCCUUCAUGUCACUAGGAAUUUCAAUAAUGAUCAAAAAACCAAUGAAGCAAAAACCGGGAGUUUUCAGUUUCCUCAACCCACUUUCAAAAGAGAUUUGGGUUUGCGUGAUUUUCAGUUACAUAGGAGUGAGUAUCGUCCUGUUCACGGUGUCAAGGUUCUCGCCUUACGAAUGGCGACUCCUGCACCUCACCGGGGAACACCGUGAGCCCCCAGGCCAGCACACAACACACAAUUCCAUGGCGAAUGAUUUCACCAUGUUGAACUCGUUGUGGUUCUCACUGGGGGCUUUCAUGCAACAAGGGUGCGAUAUAGCCCCCAGGUCUGUCUCGGGGAGGAUUGUGGGGGCAGUGUGGUGGUUUUUCACACUCAUUUUAAUCUCAUCAUAUACUGCCAAUUUAGCGGCGUUUCUCACGGUGGAGAGGAUGGUAGCGCCCAUUAACUCCCCGGAGGAUUUAGCCUCGCAGACGGAGGUCGAGUAUGGGACGCUCUACCAUGGGGCAACGUGGGACUUUUUCAAAAGGUCACAAAUAACGCUUUACUCAAAAAUGUGGGAAUAUAUGAAUUCGCGGAAGCACGUUUUUGUGAAAUCCUACGACGAAGGGAUUCGACGAGUUCGGACAUCGAAGGGAAAAUACGCCCUUCUCAUAGAAUCGCCCAAAAAUGACUACAUCAAUGAGCGAGAGCCUUGCGAUACGAUGAAAGUCGGGAGAAAUUUAGAUGCGAAAGGGUUUGGAGUUGCAACCCCUUUAGGCUCACCAUUGAGAGACGCUAUUAAUCUAGCAGUACUAAGUUUGAAAGAAAAUGGAGAACUAACAAAACUAACGAAUCGGUGGUGGUAUGACAGAACUGAGUGUAUUCAUGACAAACAGGAUGCAGCAAGAAACGAGUUAUCUCUAAGUAAUGUCGCGGGAAUUUUCUACAUACUUAUUGGAGGUCUUAUGAUAGCUUUGGCUGUUGCUCUUAUUGAAUUUUGCUAUAAAUCGCAUACAGAAGCUGUGAGAGCGAAAAUACCUCUCAGUGAUGCCAUGAAGGCCAAAGCUCGUUUGACUAUUGGCGUCGGAAGGGAUAUUGAUAAUGGAAGGUACUACACUCCUGCCAACCAAAUCGCCGGUGGUAACGAACAGGAGCAAGCCCACAGCAAUACUCACACCCAAGUGUAAUAAGUUGCCAUCAUAUCUCAUCAAGUGCGUCAUAUUAAUUGUAAUAUUUUUACUUAAACGUAGAAUGUGUCAAUUUAGUCUGUGGCUAUUAAAUAUUACCUGUU
Molecule: messenger RNA, 2941 nt
Organism: Tribolium madens (black flour beetle)
Lineage: Eukaryota; Metazoa; Arthropoda; Insecta; Coleoptera; Tenebrionidae
Product: glutamate receptor 1-like
Exons: 13
Coding region: 48-2837 (929 amino acids)
Biological process (GO): modulation of chemical synaptic transmission; synaptic transmission, glutamatergic; monoatomic ion transport
Cellular component (GO): plasma membrane; postsynaptic membrane
Molecular function (GO): transmitter-gated monoatomic ion channel activity involved in regulation of postsynaptic membrane potential; glutamate-gated receptor activity
Source: RefSeq, a predicted model, not a curated record